UAAAUAUUGUCCUGGCUGCGUCCCCAGCCCCAGCCAGAGACCUGACACGGCCCUUGUUUACCCCGGAUCAAAGGCGAAGCUCCGGCUCCAGAGUGUAUAUCAGGGCAGAGCAGGCUGGUCUCCAGCACAGAGCGGGGGAGAGGGAGGAAGAAGGACCCAGAGGGGGGUGACGUGUGUGUGUCCCCUUGUGUCUGCCCGUCUGCCUGCACCCCAGGAAUGGGGGCCCCGGUAACCCCGGCCUGCCUGCUGCUCCUCCUGCACCUCACAGCUGGGACGUCUGCAGAGCCGCACUAUGUGGUGGUGAGCCCAGCCGUACUCUACCACCCGCACACGGGGACGGUGUCAGUUCAUCUCAGCGACCUCAAUGAGACCAUCCGGGUGAGCGUCCGGCUGGAGAGGAGGGGUGGGCUCAGCACUAUCACCCUGCUGGAGAGAGAGGUCCAGGAGCCCCGUCUGCACGAGAACGUGCGCUUCCAGGUUCCAGCCCCGUCCGGAGGGCAGCAGGAAGUGGCAGAGCUGCACGUCUCGAUCCGGGGAGAUGCCCUGCAGUUCUCUGAGCGGAAGAAAGUGCUGCUGUGGGCGCUGCAGCCCAGGACCUUUGUGCAGACGGACAAGGCCAUCUACAAGCCGGGACAAACAGUGAAGUUUCGAAUUGUCAGUUUGGACAAAGACUUCGUUCCCAGUACCCGGAAGCUGCCUCUGGUGACCGUGCAGGAUCCCAGCGGGAACCUCAUCGCCCAGUGGCGAGACGUGACUCCGCAGCAGGGCAUCGUGGAUCUGUCCCUCCUGCUAUCUGCAGAGCCGGCCGUGGGGACGUACGCCACCGAAGCGCAGGGGACAAGGCACUCAUUCAGCGUGGGUCCAGUGCUGCCCAAGUUCGAAGUGACCCUGGAGCUGCCCCCCGUGGUGACGGUGCUGGAUGAGACGCUCCUGCUGCGGGUGUGCGGCCGAGACACCUACGGGAAGCCCGUCCAGGGGAGGGUCCAGGCCAGCCUGUGUCGGGAGGAACAAUCAGCAGAUCACUGGUACCAUCUUCAUGGCGUGCUAACCGGGGAUCUGUGCACUGAGCUUACUGGCCAGACUGAGAGCAACGGUUGCUUUUCCAGAGAGGUGGUGACAGCUCCCUUCAACCUGACCCACUCUGGCUACAGGAUGAGCCUCCAGGCCAAGGCGUUUCUCGUGGAGGAGGGGACAGGUGGGUCUGAAAUCAAGCACACAUGCAUGCCCCCAGGCAGCCCCCAGCACUGA
Molecule: messenger RNA, 1248 nt
Organism: Malaclemys terrapin pileata
Lineage: Eukaryota; Metazoa; Chordata; Testudines; Emydidae
Product: alpha-2-macroglobulin-like
Exons: 9
Coding region: 217-1248 (343 amino acids)
Molecular function (GO): endopeptidase inhibitor activity
Source: RefSeq, a predicted model, not a curated record